UUUUUUGACUUGCGGUGCGUCAAUUUGCCUAGUGUUCAUUGUGCGCUCUCCAAAAUUCGCAGUGUUUAAAUAAUUUGUACAUAUAAUUUGUUUCUUUUUUUAUAUACAUAUAUAUAAAAUAUUGCGUGUGUUGCGUUCAUUUGUGUCGACAAUCGUUUUUAUCUAUUUCCAUUGGAAUUGGUGAAGAAGGGUGCUGCGAGUAUUUCAUCCCCCGCAAAGAGAGUGAGCGAGCGCGAAGAUACAUUUGUGUGUGUGUGUAAGAGAGAGAGAAUGAUGAAUAUGGAUGACGUGCAAACGGGGUUGGAGAAGAUGAGAUUGGGAUCGACGAAGGCCCGAACGAAUCAAAACAAACGAGAUAAGAAGGACGUGGAGGAAUCGUCUUCUUGUCCGUCUUCGCCAUCGUCGUCGACGACGACGCCGAUUGUCAAUGGGAAAAUGAAAAAGACGAGGAGGAAGAUGAAAGGUGUAUCGCAUCAGGCGCGAAUCGAGUUGCGGUCGAAAAUAAUCGCCGAACAGUGCGCUGCUGGUAUCGAUAUGGAAAACAUCAUCGACUCGCCUACUGGACCAAAACAUAUCAACGGCAAGAUCGAGCCGCAACCAAAGGAGCAGUCUUCGACGAAAGCCACAACCAUAUGCACAGCUCAAUCUGAGCAAGCAACAGAGAUUAUACAGCAGAAACAGAAAAAGAGCAAAAAGAAACGCGGCGGUGGUAGCAGCAAGAACGAGAGUCCUGUAAAGGGUGUCUCGACAAAGGUUACAGCAAACGCCGUCGGACAAUCUGUCGGCGUUGGAGGUGGUGCUGUUCACGAGAAUCAUGUGGGUAAGAAGAAAAACAAAGAGAAUUUACAAUCAUCGGCCGACGUGACGCCUCGCAAGAAGAACAAGAAAGGCAGCGGAAAGAAUCAUCAUGAUCGUCAGCUGAAUCAUCACCACGUGCAGGAGGAUGAUAGCAAGUUCGAACCGUAUCUGUGCAAGGACGAGGUGGUCAAGGGUUUGGCCGAUGGGACGCUGGUGAAGGGCGUCAUCAGGAUCAACCCCAAGUUCCAUACGGAGGCGUACGUGACGCGCGACGACAAGAGUCUGCAGGACUACUACAUCGGAACGUUGACGGAGAGGAAUAAGGCGCUCGAAGGGGACGUGGUCGUCUUGCGUUUGAAGCCGGAGGAGCAGUGGCGCGAUGAACAGCCGCGCGCCUCCGUCGUUUACAUCCUGGAGAAGGUGCAUCCGAGGCUGUCCGUCGGCCAGUUGUCGAUGUCCAAGGACAAGAAGGGCGUGAUAUUCAAGCCGCGAGAUAAGCGCGUCCCCUUCAUGACCGUGCUGGAGGUGAGUCUGCCCGCAAAUUACAUGAAGAAUCCGCACAAGUUCGCCAACACCUUGUUCAUGGGUCAGCUGAUUGAUUGGCCGGUGCCCAAGUUCGGGGUCGGCUCAAUCACCGAGAACAUCGGCAAGUCGAACGAUCUGCUCGCCGAGACGAGGGCGAUACUCCUCGAGCACCAGGUCAAUUUCGCACCGUUCCCACCGGACUUUGACAUAUUCCUGCCGAAGUUCAAGGGAAUCCCGAUCAAGGAGUACUCGUACCGCGAGAACCUGACCGAAGAGUGCGUGUUCACGAUCGAUCCGCUCACUGCAAAGGAUCUGGACGAUGCCGUGUCCUGCAAGAGGCUGGAGAACGGCAACUACGAGGUGGGCGUUCACAUCGCCGACGUCGCCUUCCAUUUGGCCGAGAACACGCCGCUCGACGAGAUGGUCUGCAGUAAAGCGACGACCACUUACCUGGUGGACAACGUGUACCACAUGCUGCCGCAGGAGCUCUGCAUGAUGUGCUCCCUGCUGCCGGGCAAAGAGAAUCUAGCGUUCUCCGUGUUCUGGGAGAUGGACGACGAUGGAGAGGUGCUGAAACAUCGUUUCGCUCGCACCAUCAUCAAGUCCUGCUGCAAGUUGGCCUACGAGCACGCGCAAGACAUUAUCGAGAACGCGAGUCCCGUCGCCUCCGACUUCCCCGACAUCCUCAACGAUUGCGCCACGUUCGUCGAGGUGUGCGAGGCCGUCCGCACCUUGAACCGAUUGGCGCAUCGGUUGCGGGAGAAACGCGUGAAGAACGGCGCCAUCCGCAUCGAUCAGAUCAAGCUCGGCUUCACUCUGGACGGAAACGGCGAUCCGGACUCGUACUACGUGCAGCAGAUGCGCGAUGCGAACCGCAUGAUCGAGGACUUUAUGCUGCUCGCCAAUAUGACGGUGGCACGUCGCAUCCACGACGACUUUCCGCAGAUGGCGUUCCUACGGUGUCACGACGAACCCAACGGCCGGAUGCUGAGCGAUGUGAAGAGGACGCUCGAGAUCAUCGGCAUCCACAUCGGAAUCGAGGAUUCUUCAGCUCUCUCCCAGAGUCUCAUCAAGUACGACACUGGCGAUUAUCUAGGAUACGUGCGGCACGUGGCAAUAAAUCACAUGUUGGCCAAGCCGAUGGUGAGGGCAGAAUACUUUUGCGCCGACGACAGAUGCGUUUCGGACUUUCGCCAUUUCGCACUUGCCGUCCCAAUCUACACGCACUUUACGUCGCCGAUCCGCCGAUAUCCGGACGUCAUGGUACAUCGUUUACUGUCGGCCAGUUUAGGUUACACGCCGAAACCGGAUUGGCCGGUGGCAAGGAUACGCGAAAUAGCCGACAACUGCAACAAGCAAAAGUACAACGCAAAGAGGGCCGGUGAGGCGAGCGUCGAUCUGUACCUGGCGCACUACAUCGAGAAGCGUCAACCGUUCCACGACGAUGCGGUCGUCGUCGCCGUGCAGGAGAAGAGCUUCGAUGCGAUCACGCUGAACACUGGAUCGCAGAUACGCAUCUACUCGAACACCUUCGAGGAAGCCGUCCACUGUCACACCGAGUGCAACACGUACGGAGACAAGCAGAUCUGGAAGAUGAACGUGAUAUUUCCGAGCGGCGAGGAUACGAACGCCGUGCUGCAGGUGGUCGAGCUGUUCCAGGUGGUUCAGGUGGCGCUGAACAGGAAGGACAAGACGAACAAGCUGGAGGCGCGUCUGAUUCGACCCAAGCACGUAAAGUCCCUCUGAUUUCUAGACAUGAUGCAGACAACUGUGUAUACACACACGCUCAAACGAUUAUCAACGUCGUCACGUACGUUUCGUUUGAUUGUUUUGUUAUUGACGUCGUCGUCGUCGUCAUCGAUAAACGCGUGUACGACUGUUGACUUGAAUUCCGACAGAUCGGACCGGAUGCGUCCAUGUCUAUCUGUCUAUACCACCGAUGAAGAUAUUUAGAUAAUGACGAUGAUUAAUAAAUUGAAAUACAAUCAAUACCAUUCUAUAUUUAGACGACACACUCACUAUAUUACUACUACUCACUCAUUGAAUCAUUCAUUAAUUCAUGCAUCAACUCUCGACUGGUAAAAGAAAAAAAAAACGUACGGAAAGGUAACAUUUUGCAAUUAUUAGAAUUGAUCAAAUGAUGAUCAACGUGGCCGUGCAAUAAACAAAUCACUUGCAUUGAUUACUUGUCAAGUAUCGUGUGAAUGCCAAAGUAUAAGCAUUCUCAUUUGAAACCUUUCUCUCUCACAUUUGUUUUUAUUCAUUUUUUUUCUGCCUCCUGAAACUCCAAAAAUUAGAAAACAAAAGAAAACACAACAUUUCUUCCACACAUGUAUGUAUAUAUAUAUUUUUUGUUGGAGUAAGUAACGAGACUUUACAUAAUCCUAUUCGUUGUUCCUGUUUAACUAUUAAAUUAUUCUCAUCCUCGUUUCCAUCAUUUACUUUUUCUCUUUACAACGCACAUAGUAAUAG
Molecule: messenger RNA, 3795 nt
Organism: Nicrophorus vespilloides
Lineage: Eukaryota; Metazoa; Arthropoda; Insecta; Coleoptera; Silphidae
Gene: Dis3l2
Product: DIS3-like exonuclease 2
Exons: 6
Coding region: 271-3069 (932 amino acids)
Biological process (GO): mRNA catabolic process; miRNA catabolic process
Cellular component (GO): P-body; exosome (RNase complex)
Molecular function (GO): RNA binding; 3'-5'-RNA exonuclease activity
Source: RefSeq, a predicted model, not a curated record